GGCGCCGACACCCCGUUCUGUGGCAGUGUGACUGUGACCUCAGCCGACCGGUCUCAUAUAGCGCGUGCCAGUUGUGCCACCUGAUUGAGUGUCCCGUUAACUUCCUAACUAUUGGACCUCGGCCUUGUAUUUACUUAAUGUUGUUUUGAAUCAACACAAUAGAUGGCUUCUGGUCGGAACCAUGGCUUCCACAUCCCAAACCCUCAUAUCCGGGAGAUGGAGCAAGAUGUUCUGUAUCACAUCGCCUUGGAAACCAAGUCACAUGACCUACCCGCCAUGUUUGGCAACGUCAAGUUCGUCUGCGUAGGUGGCAGCCCUAACAGGAUGAAGCACCUGGCGGACUACUUGCAGGAACAACUGCACGUGGAGAUUCCCGCUGGAAUGACACUGUGCAACCUGGGCAAGGGGAAGGCAAGAUACGCCAUGUAUAAAGUCGGCCCUGUGCUAUGUGUCAGUCACGGUAUGGGAGUUCCAUCUCUCAGUAUUUUGCUUCACGAGUUGUUCAAACUUUUGUUCCACGCCAAAUGUAAAGACGUGACGAUCAUCAGAGUGGGGACCUCUGGAGGAAUAGGUUUGGAUCCCGGCACAGUGGUUGUUACUGAGGAAGCCCUGAAUACCUUCCUGGAGCCAUAUUAUACACAGGUGAUACUGGGAAAGGAGACCAAGAAACCAAGUGUGUUGGACCGUGGACUUGCCGAGGCCAUUUUGGGGUGUAGCUCACCCAAAGACAACUUUAAAACUGUUCUUGGGAAAACUAUGUGUGCUAACGACUUUUACGAAGAGCAAGCCCGACUAGACGGCGCAGUGUGCACGUUCACGGAGAAAGAAAAGAUGGACUAUCUACACGAGCUGUACGCCGCGGGAGUUCGGAAUAUCGAAAUGGAGGCCGUGGCUUUUGCCGCCAUGUGCCACCGGGUCAAUAUUAAAGGUGCGGUGGUUUGUGUAACGCUAGUCAACCGACUGAAGGGAGACCAAGUCACGGCCACUAACGAGAUUAUGCGAGAGUAUCAGAGACGACCGCAGAGAAUUGUUGGCAGAUACAUACGUCAACAGCUUGGCCUUGAUUAGGACUGCAAACAACUCGAGACAAAUUGUUUUAUGGAACAUUUACCAAUAUUUUCCGCUAGUUCAUAACCAUUCCUUGCUGUUUUAGCUUUCAUAGAGCGUCGCUUAUUCUGGCAGGUUUGGGAUUGAUGACAAAAAAGUCGGCCUCGCUUCGCUCAAAAUAUACAAUGGAAUCAUGUUUAAAUGAGUUUCAUUUCCAACCAAUCAUGAUGGAGAAAACUGUGACAAGUGGGCAGUAACUAUAUCUGCUUUGUAUUCUGCUUUCCAUCAAACUCUGUGAUUUAGCAUGUUACAUGUAUCGGAAGAUGACUGACGUUUAUCGUGGUUACUUGCCUAAAAACACUCUUCCACAAAUGCUUCAAAGUCGACUUUAUUUAGAGUCGCGUAUGAAGCAAAAUUAAGACGAUGAGGAUUCCUUUUGCCAACCCGCUCCUGCUUCCUGCACUCAUGACGGACGUGGUAGAGGAUUAGCCUCCAUAACACACAGGAGCGCACCCAGGGUUAUUUGAAGGGGGGAGGGUCCGCGGAUGCGAAGCCGACCCUCCCUCAUCCCCUCCCCCCCUUGGCGUGGGGUGCGGGACCCGUUGAAGGGCCCUGAAAAUUUAGGCAUUUUAGAGGGCAACCUAUGUUUCAGCUAGUCAAAAUUCUAAUUUCAAGAGGGGACCAUUGUUGUGAUUUUUUUUUCAGAAAUCGAAGGGGGGAGGAGGUCAGGAACCCCUAAAUACGCCACUGAACAUAGUCGGCUAUCCGAUUUUAACAGUCUAAGCUUAAAGCAAUAAUAACUCUUCGUUUCGGCCAAAAAAUGAAUUUUCCUGGAGUAAACAAC
This is a messenger RNA of Lingula anatina, 1891 nucleotides long. RefSeq names its product uridine phosphorylase 1. Gene Ontology annotation, molecular function: uridine phosphorylase activity. The record is from RefSeq and is a predicted model, not a curated record. Lineage: Eukaryota; Metazoa; Brachiopoda; Lingulata; Lingulida; Lingulidae. Gene Ontology annotation, biological process: nucleotide catabolic process; uridine catabolic process. Gene Ontology annotation, cellular component: cytosol; cytoplasm.